Pneumocystis carinii B80 is the source of this 342-nucleotide messenger RNA. RefSeq lists its product as hypothetical. The record is from RefSeq and is a predicted model, not a curated record. The transcript is spliced from 2 exons. The coding region runs from base 40 to 342 and encodes 100 amino acids. Lineage: Eukaryota; Fungi; Ascomycota; Pneumocystomycetes; Pneumocystales; Pneumocystaceae. Gene Ontology annotation, cellular component: Vma12-Vma22 assembly complex; extrinsic component of endoplasmic reticulum membrane. Gene Ontology annotation, biological process: vacuolar proton-transporting V-type ATPase complex assembly.
CGAAUGAAAGCGAUAUAUGGAGUGUAAGUAAAUUAAUAUAUGAGUAGAAAAGGAAUAGAAGUGAAAUAUAGGAAUAUAUAUGAAAAGAAUAUAGAAUUAAUAGAGUUGAAGAAGAUUAAUAAAGUCGAAGAGACGUCUAGAAUAGAUAUAGAAGAAGAAAUUAGUAUGAAUCCGCUGUAUUGGUAUGGUAUUUUAGUUCCUCAAGAAUUGAAAGAAGCGCAGCAGUAUUUUAAAGAAGGUCUAGAAAAAAUUAUUGAAAUUAUUAAUCUGAGUUUUGUAAUACGAAACUUAGAAAAAGAAAUUGUUUGUUAUAGAAAAGAGAUAUAUCCUAGAAAGGUAUAG